GCAGUUGGACUUUUAAAGCUGGAGAUAAAACUGUCGCUCUGUUUUUAACUGUGCGUAAAGUAAGAGUUGCGUAAAUCUUCUCCAUCUUCAACAUGUCCAGCAGUCUUUGGGUGAAAACCGAGGAGGACCUGAACCUUGAUCCGGGCUAUGUGACUGGGGAACCCUGCCCGUCCCUCAGCCUGUCCUCCUCCGGCAGGUCGAGGCAGUCUCAGCCGCACACGGGGACUCCUCACCGGGGUGCCUGGUGGCAGCCUGCCGGGGAUUCUCUGUACAGCAGAAACGGCAGCUGGGACACGGUGAGCACGCUGCCGGAGGAUGCGGGGGACAUCCUGGUCAGGUGUCCCUGCCUGCCCGACCUGGAGGACUAUCCCUGGACCGAGCACGAGCUGCGGGAAGUCGUGCGUAGGGUCACCGAUUCGGACGCCGCGUUCACCGCGGACGCCGCCCGCAGGCUGUCCGGUCUGCUCCGGAGGGCUUUGGUUCGAAUCUCCCGGGAGGCGCAGCGGCUGAGUGAGCUCCACAGGCGGUGCACGCGCCUGGAGGUCCAGAGCGCGGCGAGGCUCGUGCUCAGCUGGAGCCUGGCCGAGAAGUGCAUCUCCUCCGCGGUGAAGGCGGUGUCCCUGCACUGCAUGAGCUCCGGGGACACCGCUCGGCAGCUGGGCAAGUCCGCGCGCUGCGGGUUGACGCUGUCCGUGGGUCGCUUCUUCAGGUGGAUGGUGGAAACACGCGUGUCGGUGCGCGUGCACGAGUACGCCGCCGUGUGCUUGGCAGCCUGUGUGGAGACUUUGAUUGAGGAGGUGGUCGGACGGGCGAUGCACGCGGCGAGGCUGGCCGCGGAGGAGGGAGCGGAGGUGACCCCGGAGCUGCUGGAGGGAGUCGUCGACAACGACGCCGAGCUGUGGGGACUGCUGCAGGUCUACGAGCAUCUGAUUUGUGGCAAAAAUGCCAAUGGUGAGCUGUCGCUGCCGGCCCACGUCCGCCCGUACACGAAGGUCCCCGAGGACCCCCUGGAGAGCCGGGAGGACGCCUACGUCCAGCUGGAGCUGCAGACUCUGGAGCAGGCUCUACUCGCCACCCGCGUGGGCAGCAUCGCAGAGCUGAGUGAUCUGGUUACCCGGGCGAUGCACCACAUGCAGCGUCUGGUCAGAUCCAGUCCGUCUGUCAGCCCCCCCCGCUCAGCCAAUCAGCCGCCAGUAUCCUGGGCCGCAGACGCCAUGCGGACCCUCUACUACUUCCUGUCCAGCCCACACAUGGAGUCACUGGAAAACCCAAAUCUGGAGCCCUCCACCAUGACACUGAGCAGAGAGAGGCCGUUCCUGCUCCUCCCCCCGCUCUCAGAGUGGAUCCGAGUCGCCGUGGUGCACGCUGAGUAUCGCCGCAGCCUAUUGGUGGACAGCGAUGAUGUCAGACAGGCGGUCCGGCAGCUCCUCCCGGGACUGGACUGUGAGCCCAGACAGCUGAAUCCCGAGUGCUGUUUCCAGUCAUUUAAGGGCUUGGAUGCAGAAGCUGCUUCCGUCAAGUUCCAGCUGGAUCUGGGCUUCAGGAUGCUCUCAAGUGGCCGAGCAGAUCUGGUCCAGCAGGCCACACAGCUUCUGGGAUCCAAGGGGGUUAACACCAUGGACGACCAGGGAAUGACUCCCCUGAUGUACGCGUCUGCAGCAGGAAAUGAAGCUCUGGUGCAGAUGCUCGUCGAGGCCGGAGCAGACCUGGACCUGCAGGUCCCAGGAUGCUCUGCCAGACACCCGUCGGUUCACCCCAGCAGUCGGCGCUGGGUGGCUCUGACGUUCUCGGUGCUGCACGGUCACCUGUCUGUGGCUCAGCUGCUGUUGGAGGCCGGAGCAGAUGUGGAGGGAGGAGCCCUGAUGGACGCUCCGCAGAGCUCCGCUGAGACGCCGCUCCAGCUGGCUGCUGCUGCAGGUUACUACGAGAUGGUGAGCUUGCUCCUCACCCAUGGAGCAGACCCUCUGCUCAGAGUGCAUCAUGGGAACUCCCUGACAUCGCCGCUGUAUGAGGACAUGAACUGCUUCAGCUACGCAGCAGCACACGGACACAGCCGUGCUCGGCGCUGUAGUAGGCCGCCUGCUGCAGGGCCUUCAUCCUGGCUUUACACAGCCGGGGAACAGGGCUCGGGGAGCCGGGACCUGGAGCUCCCUGGUCCUCCUCCUCCUCCUCCUCCUCCUCUUCGUCCUCCACUCCUUCGGCCAGGAUCUCCUCCAGAGACAGGAUGUCCUCCUUCCCGUGCUGCGGCUGCAGCAGCCUCCGCAGGACGUUCCUGUGGACGAGAGAGAGGACCGGACUACGUGGUAACCAAGCGGCUGGCGUCCGUGUUGUCUCACUGCUACGGCGGCGCUCCCGUCCCGGCCGUCCCGCCCGUGGACGUCAGUCUGUCCACGCAGCUGGACGUCCACUUCCUGAACAACCGCGAGAUGUCGGACGUGACGUUCGUGGUGGACGGGCGUCCGUUCUUCGCCCACCGCGUGCUGCUGAUGUCCGCGUCCCAACGGUUUUGUCAGAUGCUCUGCGACUCCCCCGACAACAUCAUCCACGUCAGUCACGUGACCUACAGCACCUUCCAGAUGAUGAUGAAGUCUCUGUACUGCGGAGGGACGGAGGGACUCGCCGUCUCGCACGCUGAAGCCCUGAAGCUGCUGCCGGCGGCCGCUUCCUUCCAGCUCCGAGGUCUGCAGCGGUGCUGUGAGAGGAAGCUGUCUCUGAGUCUGAGUCUGGACAACGCCGUCGGCCUCUACCACACCGCCAAGGUACAGACACACUGCCGCCGUUACCGGGGAGGUCAAACCGACAGAAGGAGAGCUGUUUCGUUUAGUCACCAACACGACGAGUUAAGAGUAGAAAAGAAGAUUGUGGGUUAG
Molecule: messenger RNA, 2870 nt
Organism: Etheostoma cragini (Arkansas darter)
Lineage: Eukaryota; Metazoa; Chordata; Actinopteri; Perciformes; Percidae
Product: ankyrin repeat and BTB/POZ domain-containing protein 2-like
Exons: 16
Coding region: 93-2870 (925 amino acids)
Cellular component (GO): nucleosome
Molecular function (GO): DNA binding; structural constituent of chromatin; protein heterodimerization activity
Source: RefSeq, a predicted model, not a curated record